This is a messenger RNA of Athene cunicularia (burrowing owl), 733 nucleotides long. RefSeq names its product PAXX, non-homologous end joining factor (gene PAXX). NCBI's taxonomy places the organism in Eukaryota, Metazoa, Chordata, Aves, Strigiformes, Strigidae. Gene Ontology annotation, biological process: double-strand break repair via nonhomologous end joining. The transcript has 4 exons. The record is from RefSeq and is a predicted model, not a curated record. Bases 101 to 355 code for a protein of 84 amino acids. Gene Ontology annotation, molecular function: molecular adaptor activity. Gene Ontology annotation, cellular component: site of double-strand break; nucleus; nonhomologous end joining complex.
GCUGCAGUUGCGGGAGGAGGCGGCCCGGUGCUCCCGGUGCUCGGCGCUGGAUCUCUUCAAGCUGCCCGUCGGCGAGGCGAGGAGGCAGCUCCAGGGGCUGAUGUUCGGCAUGGCCAAGCGCAUCGAGAGCCUGGAGGAGCGCUUGGAAGCAGUGGAGACACUGGCAUCUUCCUGCAGCCCCGAGAAGAACACUGCCCGGAGCCUGCAGCUCUUCCUGCCAGACCCCAGACCCAGGAAGAACAGGAGUGCUGGCUCAGUUUUGCCAACCAAGAGGAAGAUCCCGGGCGAGUCUCUUAUUAACCCUGGCUUCAAAAGCAAGAAGGCACCAUCUGGAGUGGAUUUUGAAGAUUCCUGACCUGGCUGUCCCAUCCCCUGAUGCCCAGAGCCUUGUCAACCACGUGUGUGGCUGGUGGAGGUUUUGCUGCACCCUGGGCCUGCCAAGCCCCUUGCGCCUGGAGAGGUGGACGGGGCAAGCAUGACCCAGAGGGCUGGCCUCAGCUGGUGUGGCAAGGCCAUUGUGGGGGACAGAUAGGGCAGGGGUAACAGGAGUGGUGGCUUUUCUCCCUGCAGCUCUUCCCUGCUGGCAGGGGCCACCUCUCUACCUCACUUGCCUUGAAUUGGUGGGGUUUUUAAAGAGCUUUUAUAUCAUGAUGUAACAAAAAGAUUGCCUGUGCUUAACUUACUGCCAGUAAAGGUGGUUUUAGCCAGCUGGUCUCUAGGAACCGGGACAGUG